CGUCCUGGUCGCCUCUCGCCCUGUGUGUUUUUGCUGCGUGUGUGUUUGUGAAGCUUGAGUGGCGCGUGCCUGCAUGGUCAAGAUGAGUUGCUACAUCCAAGUUUGCGAAGAAGAGAAUGACGAGCCCAUCGAGAUCCCCACGGAGGAGGACAGCACCCUUUUGCUGUCGACUCUGGUGGCGCAAUUCCCCGGCGCUUGCGGCUUGAAGUACCCACCCGACAGCCGCGGUCUGCGUGGCAACAAGAGGAAGUCUGAUGACCACUUGGAGAGCUCCAUGUCGAAGACCAAGCGAAUGGAAAGCAAGCAGAGGUGCUCCGAUCUGAUUGUACUUGCUCCCUGGAAGACAACUGAGAAGGAACUGCGUGAAUACUUUGAACCUUUUGGGGAGGUUCUUAUGGCCCAGGUUAAGAAGGACCCCAAGACUGGCCAGAGCAAAGGUUUUGGUUUCAUUAGGUUUGGCAACUACGACACCCAGCAGCGCGUGUUGUCACAGCGCCACAUGAUUGACGGACGUCUUUGUGAUGUCAAGAUCCCCAACUCGAAGGAAGGUAUGGUGCAGCUGAACAGCAAAGUGUUCAUUGGCCGUUGCACAGAAGACAUUGGACCGGAGGAUCUCCGUGAAUACUUCAGCAAGUUUGGUGAGGUCACCGAUGUUUUCAUUCCUAAGCCUUUCAGGGCUUUUGCCUUUGUCACUUUCUUAGAUCCUGAAGUAGCUCAGAGCCUUUGUGGUGAGGAUCACAUAGUGAAGGGUACUUCAGUCCAUGUGUCUAACGCUGCACCCAAGAGUGACCCCAACCGUGGACCUUUUGGGCGUGGUGGACGCAUGGGUGACGGUCGAGGAUAUGGUCAGGGAGGCUAUGGUCAGGGGAUGAAUAACGGUGGGGUCUGGAACCAGGGAGGGAACCGAGAAAUGCCCAACUUGGCUGCUCUUGGAACCUCCCUGGGCCUUGGGGACCUGGGCAGGGAGGACAGGGUGGUGGGCAGAACGUAAACCCACUCAACAUGGGAGCCCUCACCAUGCCUAUGCUUGCUGCACUCAGUCAAGCCAGUUGGGGUCUCCUAGGUAACCUGCAGCAGCAGAGCCAAGAUGGAACCCAAGCACCGGGUGGCUACAACCAGGGGGGCAAUCCAGUCAGGGGCACUCAAAUCCUCCCCCAAGUAACCAGAGUCAGGGAGGCUGGGGAUCCGGGAGCUCUGGUGGCGGAUGGGGAGACGGUAGUCAGAGUGGUUCUUGGGGCCCUUCUCAGGGUAGGGGAGACAAGGGGUAUAACAGGGGAGAUUACAUGUAAGAAUGC
Penaeus vannamei (Pacific white shrimp) is the source of this 1295-nucleotide messenger RNA. The record is from RefSeq and is a predicted model, not a curated record. NCBI's taxonomy places the organism in Eukaryota, Metazoa, Arthropoda, Malacostraca, Decapoda, Penaeidae.